AUGAUUUAUCGUGAAAAAAACAACGAUUAUUCAAGUUCACAUUAUGAUGAUCUUAUUCUAGAUGAUAUUGUUUUAUCUGAUUUUGAUGAAUCAGCUGUACAAUUACAGCAUUUAUUGAAUAUUGAUUGUGCUUUAGCUUUAAGCGUUUGCAAAAGUCGAAAUCUUCCAUCAUGUGUAUUUGUUCUAAGCCUUUUAUAUAUGAAACGUUUACGUUCACUUCCUUCAUCAUUAACAUUAUCAAAAAUAGAUAAUUUAACAACGAAAGAAUUAUAUUUAAUAGCAACAUUACUUGCUAAUAAAUAUUUUGUUGAUGAAGGUGAAGAUGAACAAUUGUUUAACUCAGAUUUAAUGGAAUUGACUGGUAUUAGUACUGAACGUAUUAAUUUAAUUGAACGACAAGUUUUAGUAGCAUUAGAUUGGAAUUUAUAUAUAUCAAAUGAUGAAUUUACACAAUUUUUUUACUUUAUUUAA
Molecule: messenger RNA, 471 nt
Organism: Adineta steineri
Lineage: Eukaryota; Metazoa; Rotifera; Eurotatoria; Adinetida; Adinetidae
Source: the annotation of a GenBank genome assembly